UUCAGCACUCAGACGUCCCGCAACCGGCGAGCCGAGCAGACGCGCUCCAAGUAUUAUGUUCUCGCUGCUGAAGCAACCGCUGAUCUGCCGCUGCUGCCUGCUGGAGCAGCCGCCGCUCUACCGCCACAUCCACGACGGGCAGCUCCACGCAGAGCUGCAGGCGCUGGCGCCCACUCUGCGGCUGGAUGCCGGCGACGGCCUCACCGAUGUCAUCUGCGACCUGUGCCUGCGUCGGCUGCACGAUGCCCGCAACUUUCAACGCGAAUGCGAGCACUCGGAGCUGGUGCUGCGCACGCGCCACGAGCAGUGGCAGCACACGGUGGCCGCCGGCGAUGCGCUCGCCCUGGACGAUGUGCUCGAGUGUCUGGAGCGUGAGGUGGGCAGCCUCGAGGAGACAAUGCUGCCGGUGCAGCAGGGCAAACCGGUGGCACAUGUGGCGCCCAUGCUGGAAACUGUGGAUUUUGAUACCCUGGACUUCCACGAGAGCCUGGAGAGUGCUUACGAGGCGCCUUUGCUCUGGGUGGCCGAUGCUGGACCGCUGAACACGCCGCUGCAUCAGCCCGACACGGACAGCGGCGUUGCGCUGCUGCAACUGGAAAUUCCCUCAGCAAACGAGCAGCUCGAGCUGCUGUCCAUGACGCCACCGCUCAGCGAACCAGAGGCGGAGAAGCCCCUGAUCAAGCCCAAACCCAAGGCCAUGCCCCGGCGUAAGCGACCGAAAUCCGCCCCAACUGCCGUGCGCUCCCCUGGCUCGCCGCGGUCCCUGCAUCCCUGCACCGAGUGCGAGAAGAAAUUCACGCGAAAUUUCCAGCUGAAACUGCACAUGAUUGCGGUGCACGGCAUGGGGGAGCUGCUGUACCAGUGCGACGAGUGCCACAAGAGCUUCGCGAGUCGCCACAGCCUGCGGUAUCACGUGAAGUCGGUGCACUCCACGGAGCGGCCCUUCAGCUGCGACCACUGCGACAAGUCCUUUGUGCUGCGCACCCAACUGAGCUCCCACGUGCGCACCCACACGGGGGAGUCGAAGCCGCGGAUCUUCGCGUGCUCCAAGUGCACCAAGACGUGGCCCACCAAGUCGGAUCUGCGGACACACAUGCGCUCCCAUGAUCCGCACAUGGAGCGACCCUUCAAGUGCGAUCGCUGCGACAAAUCGUUCUUCACGCGCGGCCAUCUCAGCUCCCACAUCCUGGUGCACACGGGCGAGAAGCCCUAUGGCUGCGACUACUGCGACAAGUGCUACCAGAGUGUCGGCAAUCUCAACAAUCAUAUGGUGCGCCAGCAUGCGGACAUCAUCGAGGCGCAGCUGGAGAUGGAGGCCAUUGAGAGUUGAGAGUGGCGCGGUCGGGGCAGUUUUUUGGGGGUUCCGGGUCCAGGGCCUGGCCUGGCCUGGAUCAAGUAUUACGCGCGGUUUAGACAUUGCACAAUCUCUGAGAUUUGGCAAACAUUGUUGCCCCCAUCCCAUCGCUUAUCGCCGCCGCCGCCGCCGCUCGUUUCAAUGUCGCAAGAGCCGCAAACAUUUUUUUGUUUUUUAUUUUUUGUUCGGUUUCGCGUGUGUGGAUUUUUGCUGCAUGAUUGCCAAACGACACACUGGGUUCGAGACUGAGACAGGGGCUUGCUUGGGGUACGAGGUGAAAGCGCCAGAAAAUCAUAAAAAAAAAUCAAAUCAAAAACCC
Molecule: messenger RNA, 1673 nt
Organism: Drosophila subobscura
Lineage: Eukaryota; Metazoa; Arthropoda; Insecta; Diptera; Drosophilidae
Product: zinc finger protein 184
Exons: 2
Coding region: 56-1330 (424 amino acids)
Biological process (GO): regulation of transcription by RNA polymerase II
Cellular component (GO): nucleus
Molecular function (GO): RNA polymerase II cis-regulatory region sequence-specific DNA binding; DNA-binding transcription factor activity, RNA polymerase II-specific; zinc ion binding
Source: RefSeq, a predicted model, not a curated record